CGGUGCUGAGGCCGUCUCAGCGGAAAAAAAAAUGUCCGCCUGAGGAGACCCACAAGUUCUAUCGGGGGGACCGCCAGCCCGCCCGGGGAGCCACGGGCGGCCAAGCCCGAGAGCCGCCCGAGCCGCGCGGACACAAGCGCUCGCGCGGGCCGGAGGAGGCAGCCGAGCCGCCGGCGGCGCGAGAGGGGAAGCCCGAGCCCGCGCUCCCGGCCAAAGUGAACUUUAAUCGGGGAGGUUGGAUGCGGAGCCCGGGCGGCAGGACCUGCUAGAAGUGGCUGAAGAUGAAUCCCCAGCAGCAGCGCAUGGCCGCGAUAGGGACCGACAAGGAGCUGAGCGACCUGCUGGACUUCAGUGCGAUGUUUUCUCCACCUGUUAAUAGUGGGAAAACGAGACCAACGACACUGGGGAGCAGUCAGUUCAGCGGGUCAGGUAUGGAUGAGCGUGGAGGAACAACGCCUUGGGGAACAAGUGGCCAGCCAAGCCCCUCCUAUGAUUCAUCCAGAGGUUUUACUGACAGCCCUCAUUACAGUGAUCACGUGAGUGACAGCCGGCUAGGAGCCCAUGAAGGCUUGUCCCCAACACCUUUCAUGAACUCUAAUCUGAUAGGAAAAACAUCAGAGAGAGGCUCAUUUUCCCUGUACAGCAGAGACUCUGGAUUAUCAGGCUGUCAGUCUAGUCUCCUGAGACAAGACCUGGGACUUGGAAGCCCAGCACAGCUGUCGUCGUCAGGGAAACCUGGAACGCCCUACUACUCAUUCUCUGCCACAAGCUCUAGGAGAAGGCCGCUCCAUGACUCUGUAGCCCUAGAUCCUUUGCAAGCAAAGAAAGUAAGAAAGGUGCCUCCUGGCCUACCUUCUUCUGUAUAUGCACCAUCCCCAAAUUCUGAUGAUUUCAACCGUGAAUCUCCUAGCUAUCCAUCUCCCAAACCACCAACCAGUAUGUUCGCUAGCACUUUCUUUAUGCAAGAUGGGACCCACAGUUCUUCUGACCUUUGGAGUUCAUCAAACGGGAUGAGCCAGCCUGGUUUUGGUGGAAUCCUGGGGACCUCCACUUCCCACAUGUCUCAGUCCAGUAGUUAUGGCAGCCUUCACUCACACGACCGCUUGAGUUAUCCUCCGCACUCAGUGUCACCAACCGACAUAAACACGAGUCUUCCGCCAAUGUCCAGCUUCCACCGUGGUAGCACCAGCAGCUCACCGUAUGUUGCCGCCUCACAUACUCCUCCCAUCAAUGGAUCAGACAGCAUUCUAGGAACCAGAGGGAAUGCUGCUGGAAGCUCACAGACCGGUGAUGCACUUGGAAAGGCUUUGGCAUCUAUUUAUUCUCCUGACCAUACAAGCAGUAGUUUUCCAUCAAACCCAUCAACACCAGUGGGAUCUCCUUCACCUCUCACAGGUACUAGUCAGUGGCCCAGAGCUGGAGGGCAAGCUCCUUCAUCCCCAAGCUAUGAAAACUCACUUCACUCCCUGAAAAAUCGAGUUGAGCAGCAACUUCACGAGCAUUUGCAAGAUGCAAUGUCCUUCUUAAAGGAUGUCUGUGAGCAGUCUCGAAUGGAGGACCGCUUAGACAGGCUGGACGAUGCUAUCCAUGUGCUGCGGAACCAUGCAGUUGGACCUUCUACCAGUGUACCGACUAGCCACAGUGAUAUACACAGCUUAUUGGGACCAUCCCAUAAUGCACCAAUUGGAAACCUCAAUUCAAACUACGGAGGAUCAAGCCUUGUUACAAACAGUCGAUCAGCUUCAAUGGUUGGAGCUCAUCGGGAAGACUCAGUCGGUCUCAAUGGUAAUCACUCCGUGCUGUCUAGUGCUGUUGCUGCCUCAAACACAGAGCUGAACCACAAAGCACCAGAGAGCUACAGAGGUGGCUUGCAAAAUCAGUCUGGAAGUGUUGUUCCAACGGAAAUCAAGACGGAAAACAAAGAGAAAGAUGAAAACCUUCAUGAACCUCCUUCAUCAGAUGACAUGAAAUCAGAUGAUGAGUCCUCCCAAAAAGAUAUCAAAGUCUCAUCUAGAGGCAGAACAAGUACCAAUGAGGAUGAAGAUCUGAACCCAGAGCAGAAAAUCGAACGGGAGAAGGAAAGGCGGAUGGCUAACAAUGCCCGAGAGCGCCUGCGUGUGCGGGAUAUAAAUGAGGCCUUCAAAGAGCUUGGCCGGAUGUGUCAGCUUCAUUUGAAGAGUGAAAAACCUCAGACAAAACUCCUCAUUCUUCAUCAGGCCGUGGCAGUCAUCCUUAGUCUAGAACAGCAAGUCAGAGAGAGGAACCUCAACCCCAAAGCAGCCUGCCUUAAGAGAAGAGAAGAAGAAAAGGUCUCUGCUGCGUCAGCAGAGCCACCAACCACGCUGCCCGGAGCCCAUCCAGGGCUUAGUGAGCCUACCAACCCUAUGGGCCACCUGUGAACGUCAGCCAGUUCCAGAGUCAUCAGUAGGCUAGAUAGAAGGUGACCUCUCCUCAUAAAGACUUGGACAACUCAGAUUAUCUGAAGACAUAAACCUGACAGGAGGGAGAAGAAAAAAGCAAAACACUUGAAGCAAGAAACUCAUAUGUAAUCCUAUGAUCAAAGCAACUGGUCAGCACUUCUGUCAGAAGUGAGGACAGGAAGCUCAUCAGAACGUCGCCCGUGAGGGGUUUGCAGCAUAUCACUCUGCUGUAAGCGGUGUUGCUUCUUCUGCACAAUCAGAGACUGUCUCAUCUCUCCACUCAACGUGGAAGUUGCCUUGUGCCUAAACUGAAUUGACAAAUGCAUUGUAACUACAAAUUUUAUUUAUUGUUAUGGAACUGUGAGGUCUACAUAUAAAGGGAAAAAGUUCAUGUGGGAAGCUGAUCUACACUCAGCUGAUGCCAGCAUUGUUAAAGCUGUUCACAAAGCAGUGGCAACCAUUGGCCCUUAGCAUUCCCGGCAUACCUGUUAGUGUCUUAAAAAGGAAGGGAGUCCUGUGUUGCCCUCUCCGACCUUCGCCAUAUGAUAGUGUUUUCCAUGAAAUAGGAAAAUAUUACUUGGUAUAGCAUUUCUCUCUUGUUUUUUCACUCAUUUUUAUUUUCUCUUUGUGGGUGUUAUAUUUGAUCUGAGUCUGCAUAGUUUAUGGUCACAGUCCAGAACCCUCCUUGCAGCCCUGUGUGCUUUGUUCAUGUCCCUGCAGUGAUAAGCAGACACCGUCUGUGACCAUAGCCUAGCUAAGAUUUUGAAAGGGGAAAGUUUGUCCCCUGGAUUUGCCCCCAAAUAAAUAUUGCUUUAUUUCUAAUAAUCACUAAGACUUUUCAGGCUUCUAGGUUUCAUAGUAAAGCUAUAAUAGCAAGAAGUGUAACUUACAAGAGAGAGUCUACUUUUUAGAAAUUGCUUUGUUUCCGAGCAGUAAGUACUACAUAGUACUUAUAAAGUGUUAGCUGUUAAGUAAGCACAGAAUGCAUUCAAUACAAUACAAAGAUGACUUUCAGGCCAUGAUCAUGAUGAGCAUAACAGAACCCAGUAGUCGCCAGGACAGGCAGUGUGAUGGAUGCACUCAACCACUCUGAGGCUAGUCACCUAUGGAAUCAAAGAGCAGUGGUCACGUUUCCUUAUCCUAGCCUUACUUCUCUGUCCUUUGGGUGGCUGGUGAGUGGGGUUGGGGCAGGAGGAGAUUUAGUCACCUUUAAACCAGCUGCACCCACCC
Molecule: messenger RNA, 3650 nt
Organism: Acomys russatus (golden spiny mouse)
Lineage: Eukaryota; Metazoa; Chordata; Mammalia; Rodentia; Muridae
Gene: Tcf12
Product: transcription factor 12
Exons: 21
Coding region: 282-2399 (705 amino acids)
Biological process (GO): regulation of transcription by RNA polymerase II
Cellular component (GO): transcription regulator complex
Molecular function (GO): RNA polymerase II cis-regulatory region sequence-specific DNA binding; DNA-binding transcription factor activity, RNA polymerase II-specific; protein dimerization activity
Source: RefSeq, a predicted model, not a curated record